This is a messenger RNA of Marmota flaviventris (yellow-bellied marmot), 1618 nucleotides long. RefSeq names its product 3-ketoacyl-CoA thiolase, peroxisomal. Gene Ontology annotation, biological process: phenylacetate catabolic process; fatty acid beta-oxidation. Gene Ontology annotation, molecular function: acetyl-CoA C-acyltransferase activity. Gene Ontology annotation, cellular component: peroxisome. NCBI's taxonomy places the organism in Eukaryota, Metazoa, Chordata, Mammalia, Rodentia, Sciuridae. The record is from RefSeq and is a predicted model, not a curated record.
AUUUCCUACUCUGUGGGCGAGGCUCAAGACUAGUCGCACUGUCUCAGCGGCGUAAUGUUGAGGCUGCAGGUUGUUCUGGGCCACCUCAAUGGCCGACCUAAGUCGCACCCGGCGCUGCAGGCUGCACCGUGCUUCAGUAGCUUCCCGCAAGCCUCGGCUGCGGACGUGGUGGUGGUGCACGGACGGCGCACUGCCAUUGGCAAAGCGGGCCGCGGCGGCUUUAAGGACACCACCCCAGAUGAGCUUCUGUCGGCCGUCUUGACUGCAGUUCUCCAGGACGUAAAGCUUAGGCCUGAGCAGUUGGGGGACAUCUCCGUGGGAAAUGUGCUUCAGCCUGGAGCUGGGGCCAUCAUGGCCCGGAUUGCCCAGUUUCUGAGUGGCAUCCCAGAGACUGUGCCUCUGUCCACGGUCAACAGACAGUGCUCAUCAGGGCUGCAGGCAGUAGCCAACAUAGCUGGUGGCAUCAGAAAUGGGUCUUAUGACAUUGGCAUGGCCUGUGGGGUGGAGUCCAUGUCCCUGGCUGACAGAGGGAACCCUGGAAAUAUCACUUCACGCUUGCUGGAGAAUGAGAAGGCCAGAGACUGCUUGAUCCCCAUGGGGAUAACCUCAGAGAACGUGGCUGAGAAGUUUGGCAUUUCACGAGAGAAGCAGGAUACCUUUGCACUGGCCUCCCAGCAGAAGGCAGCAAGAGCCCAGAGCAGGGGCUGUUUCCGUGCUGAGAUUGUGCCUGUAACCACCACCAUCCACGAUGACAAGGGCACCAAGAGGAGCAUCACUGUGUCCCAGGAUGAGGGAAUCCGCCCCAACACCACCAUGGAGGGCCUAGCCAAACUGAAGCCAGCUUUCAAGGAUGGCGGCUCCACCACGGCUGGAAACUCUAGCCAGGUGAGCGAUGGAGCAGCUGCCAUCCUCUUGGCCCGGAGGUCGAAGGCAGAAGAGUUGGGCCUCCCCAUCCUCGGGGUCCUGAGGUCCUAUGCAGUGGUUGGAGUCCCACCUGAUGUCAUGGGCAUUGGACCUGCAUAUGCCAUCCCUGCAGCCUUGGAGAAAGCAGGACUGACAGUGAAUGACGUGGACAUCUUUGAGAUCAAUGAGGCCUUUGCAAGCCAGGCUGUCUACUGUGUGGAGAAGCUAGGAAUCCCCCCUGAGAAGGUGAACCCUCUGGGAGGAGCGGUGGCCCUGGGCCAUCCCCUGGGCUGCACUGGGGCACGACAGGUCAUCACGCUGCUGAAUGAGCUGAAGCGCCGUGGGAAGAGGGCAUAUGGAGUGGUGUCCAUGUGCGUUGGCACUGGGAUGGGAGCUGCUGCUGUCUUCGAAUACCCUGGGAACUGAGUCCCUGGCUCAAGGCACUACCCAGAUAGUGACUCUAGGGAAGCAAAUCCACGUGGGACAUUCAUCACUGGUGGUGGGGACAAAUCGAGGCACUUCAACUAAUUUGGAAACUAUGAACACUGAUGACACAGUACAGGAGUGGGUGGGUGUUGGUCCUUACCAUCAGGCCCCCUCUAGCUGGGCCAGACAAAGCCAGUGUGCGUCACCAGGCCCCCAUGUAAAUCCUAGGGAACUGUGGUCUCAUGAAUGGGGAUAGAAUGGACAUAAUAAACAUGUUAUCUCAUCUUGA